UGAACACUCAGUUUCCAGAUCUUUAAAUAGAUGUUUCUCAGUAAAAUACAGACUGUUCACACAAUAGAGUUUGUACUGUUGUGUAGAGAUGAUGCUCAUACUGUCAUAUUUGUCAUUUGUAGGAUUGCAGAAGUCACUAUGUUGAGGUCUUUCAGAGCAUCUCUUCCUCUGAUCUUAGUGAUCAUGACUGCCGGGUCUGAUGGUCAGCUGGAUUGGGGAGUGAAUUACAGCCCUUCAUAUGUUUGUGCAUUAAAGGGAUCAACAGUGGAAAUAUCCUGUACUGUAAAAUAUCCUUCUAAUCAUAAGCUCACAAGAGUCUUCUGGACCAAAAAUACUGAUGGAGAACCACCAAAUCUGUGUUUUGACCCUGAUAAAAUAAAACGAGUUCGGCGUGUCAGAGAUUAUAAAGACAAUAAAGACAUUUCCAGAAUCACUUUGACUGCAGUAACAGAAGCUGAUAAACACAUCUACUACUGCAGAUUCACUACAAAUUUUGAGACUGGAAAAUGGACGGGGAUUCCUGGAGUUCAGCUGGACGUCACAGAUUCAAACCUCAUCGUCACGGUCAACUUCGAUCUGCAUCUCAAGUCUGUCAAAAUACAUUUCGAACUACCGGACAAACUUGUAACAGUGGGAAAGCGUCCACAUGCAGACCUGCAGGUGGAGACAAAACAAAGUGUAAAAGCAGGAGAUCCAGUCACUCUGAGCUGUAAAAGCAGCUGCUCUCUGCCUAAAGGAUCUACAUUCCUCUGGUACAGAAACACAGAGAGAUUAACUGGAGAAACACUGAAUAAUCAGCUUCAUCUGCAGUCAGUCAGUCACUCUGAUGCUGGAUAUUAUCAGUGUGCUGUAGGAGGAAAUGAACAUCUGAUCUCUCCUGCUGUUUAUGUCAAAGUAGGAGGGGUGGAUGGUCUGCAGGAAUCAGGAGUGAAUUACAGCCCUUCAUAUGUUUGUGCAUUAAAGGGAUCAACAGUGAAAAUAUCCUGUACAACAUAUGCUGGUUAUAAGCUCAUACAAUCUUUCUCAAUCAAACCUGCUGUAACUACUGAAGAACCACCAGACCUGUGUUCAGUUCCUGAUAAAACAGGAAGAGUUCAGUGUGUCAGAGCAGAUAAAGACACUUUCAGCAUCACUUUGAGUGCAGUAACAGAAGCUGAUAAACACAUCUACUACUGCAGAUACACAGAUACACUGAAUAAAAGAUGGACUGUGAUUCCUGGAGCUCGUCUUGAUGUCACAGACCUGCAGGUGGAGACACAGCAGAUUGUUGUAGAGGGAGAUUCAGUGACUCUGAGCUGUAAAAGCAGCUGCUCUCUGCCUGAAGGAACUGCAUUCAUCUGGUACAGAAACACAGAGAGAUUAACUAGAGAAACACUGAAUAAUCAGCUUCACCUACAGUCAGUCAAUCGCUCUGAUGCUGGAGACUAUAGAUGUGCUGCAGGAGGAAAUGAACAUCUGAAAUCUCCACCUGUUCAUCUCAAAGUUGGAUUGAUUAAUAGUCAGCAGGAUUGGGGAGUGAAAUACAGCUCUUCAUCUGUUUGUGCAUUAAAAGGAUCAACAGUGACAAUGUCUUGUACAUCAACACGUGCUGGUUAUUAUGAGCUUAAACCAGCCUUCUGGACCAAAACUAUUGUAACUGAUGAAGAAACACAAAGCCUGUGUUCAGACCCUGAUACAACAAGAAGAGCUCAGUGUGUCAGUGAAAAUAAAGACACUUCCAACAUCACUUUGACUGCAGUAACAGACGCUGAUAAACACAAAUAUUACUGCAGAUUUACAGAUAAAUGGAAUAAAAGAUGGACUGUGGUUCCUGGAGUUUGGCUUGAUGUCACAGACCUGCAGGUGGAGACACAGCAGACUGUUGUAGAGGGUAAAACAGUGACUCUGAGCUGUAAAAGCAGCUGCUCUCUGCCUAAAGAAACUAAAUUCAUCUGGUACAGAAACACAGAGAGAUUAACUGGAGAAACAUGGAAUAAUCAGCUUCAUCUGCAGUCAGUCAGUCACUCUGAUGCUGGAGACUAUAGAUGUGCUGCAAGAGGAAAUGAACAUCUGAAAUCUCCACCUGUUCAUCUCAGUGUUGAAUAUCCUCCGAAGAGCGUCUCAGUUUCCAUCAGUGGAUCUGCUGUAAUAGUGUCUGGAGAUUCAGUGACUCUGAGCUGCAGCAGCGACUCAAACCCUCCUGCUGUGGACUUCCGGUGGUUUAAAGUGAAUCAAAGCUCAGCUGUUGGAUCUGGACAGAGUUUCAGCAUCUCCAGCUUUAACUCCAAUCAUAGUGGACGAUACUACUGUGAGGCUGAGAAUAAAUACGGCUCUCAGAGAUCAGAGUCUGUUUCAGUCACUGAAGGGGUUCAGAGAUCUGCUCUGCACACACUUACUGGGGUUGUGGUGGGAUGUGGAGGAUUGAUCUUCAUCAUCAUCAUCAUCAUCAUUAUUGUGUUCAUAUGUGUGAAGAGGAGGAGAGCAACUGGAAGUGAAGAUGUGAAGCAAAAGCAGAGCGCUGACUCGACUGAUGAUACGUACACAGCUCUGGAUCCAGCGUCCAGAAGAUCUGCUGACGUUUACAGCACAAUCCCAUCUGUCGGCUCCAGAGCUCCUGAUGAUGAGACCUACACGGCUCUUGAGCUUCAGUCCAGAUCUUCUGAAUAUGAGACUCUACAUGUAGCAGGAGCUUCAGCAGAUCCACAUUAAACUCUCCUCGCUGUAUUACUGCUCAUAUACAGGCAAAUACUGAAGCUCCUCAGAAACUGAUCAUCAUUAGAGCUCAUCAACAUCUGACUGCUCAUAAACACAUAUUAGACUUUAUUCACACAGUAGGAUUCUUCUGCAUAUGCAAACACAGUUUAGGAUAAAAACAGCAAUUCAGAUAUUCAGGCUAGCAAUUUCAGUAUUGUUCUGAUUAUUUAUAAUUAUUGUCUGCUUUACUUGUGAAUUUAAAGAUUUAAUUUAGGCUUUCUAAGCAUUUUAACCGCUAAGCAGUGUUUUCUUCUUAAUGUAAUCUGUAACUUAAAAUUAAAGUGCUGUGAUGUCUAGAUUUUAUUUUGUACUUUAUAGCAUCACUUCUCAUAAGAAACAUUUCUCCAGUAUCUUCUGUGUAUUUAAUGAUCACAGUAACUGUAUUUUCAUGUGUGUUUUCAGAUUGCCCUCUAGUGGCCAGACUUUUAUCAGCUUUAUAAAAUCUGAUAAAAGGCCAGAU
Danio aesculapii is the source of this 3193-nucleotide messenger RNA. Its product is annotated as sialoadhesin-like. NCBI's taxonomy places the organism in Eukaryota, Metazoa, Chordata, Actinopteri, Cypriniformes, Danionidae. The transcript has 13 exons. Bases 31 to 2688 code for a protein of 885 amino acids. The record is from RefSeq and is a predicted model, not a curated record.